This is a messenger RNA of Penicillium waksmanii, 1299 nucleotides long. RefSeq lists its product as uncharacterized. Bases 1 to 1299 code for a protein of 432 amino acids. The transcript has 2 exons. The record is from RefSeq and is a predicted model, not a curated record. Lineage: Eukaryota; Fungi; Ascomycota; Eurotiomycetes; Eurotiales; Aspergillaceae.
AUGGAGUACCACGCUGUGCCGCCCGAGGAGCGCGCACGAGAUGAGAACGGCAACCUACUACCCUGGGGUUAUGUCUAUAAAGAUGAAACUCGCAACCCCCGCCGACCAGUGGAAGAACAUGGACCCUUUGGCAAGAGGAGGAACGCUCGCUGGGACAACUCCCGAUCUCGAACCCGCACCGGCACCCCAGCCAAACGCGAGAACCCCAACGUCGCAGAAUUUGGCCAGCUAUUUGCCAAGCAGCAAGAGGACGAAAAGGUCCAGGGAAUUCCCAAGUCAACAUCCUCCUCUAGUCUCGACAACCCCCGCAAACAAACCGAGAAGGUCGCGACCGAGUGCAUCCUGCGCGGAUACAAAGCCAAGGACAGCGAGUGGAAGGUCAUCGACAAAUACGAGCGCAUCUCGCAAGGCAUGGUCUGUGAAGAUUACCCUCGCAGCGACCCCAACUCCGCCGUCCAGUAUGGCCAGCUCUUCUCCGGCGACGUCGUCAUCCGCGCCAACCUCUCCGCAGACGCCAAUCGCAAAUCCAAGCGCUACGACGGCGGUUACCACUGGAUCAAGGUGACAUUCGACUCGACACAGGCAGCCGAUAGGGCAUGCUUCUACUCCCCGCAGGAAAUCGACGGCCACCUCGUCUUCUGCGAGCUAUACCAUGGCCACGGCCCGGCGGAGGAUAUCCCCGUCCCCAAGGGCUCGAUGGAUACUUCCAGCUCGAACCAGUUGCGAAACCGUGGACCCCGAACCCUGACAACAGCACACUCGACCGCGUUCCUGAGCAGCAAUGAUAUCGGCCGCGGACCCUCAACCCUCCCUCGAUCCUUCGCUAUGAACAACCUCGCCGGCACGGUCAACGACAGCCUCGAAGAAGAAGAGCUAUCCCUCAACGAAUCAACGACAACCGCCACGUCCGGCACGGCAACGGCAACAGUAGCAACGGCAACAGGAGCUUCAACUAGCUUCGGCGCCUCGCCAACCCUUACCCAACGACCCGUCACCGUCACGACCGGGCCCGCAGAAUCCAAACCUGAAUCCGACUUCAUGACACACAUUCCUACCGUGCGACGCACGAAACUCCGCCCCCUCACCGAGGCCUUACCUCCACAACCAACAAUGACCGAGCGAGUGCUCCGCUCGAUUCCCAUCCUGAGCUGGUUCACCGGCGACAUCGUCGGUGACGGACCCAUGCUCCGCGAAGACGGCACCUUUGACAACGAUAAAUCGGGCGCGUACUGGCGCUUCUGGUAUAUGAUUGAUAUGGUCCUUGGCACGGAUUUGUGCGGGUUGAAGGAGGAGUCUUGA